Molecule: messenger RNA, 447 nt
Organism: Cooperia oncophora
Lineage: Eukaryota; Metazoa; Nematoda; Chromadorea; Rhabditida; Trichostrongylidae
Source: the annotation of a GenBank genome assembly
AUGGCCACUGAGGCACAACAAGCUGAAGCGUUACGAAUCGAAGAGGAACGAAGAAUAGCCGCAGCAGAACGCGAACGUCUUGACGCGGCGAUCGCCACGAGAUUGUCGCGCGAUGGAGGCGGAGCGAUGAUGGACACGCCCACAACGAGCAUGUCAACCGGUGGUUCUUCUAUUGAUUCGACUACCAAGCCGAAAGGAAAAUACGACUUGUCAACAUGGAGAUAUGCAGAGCUGAGAGAUACCAUCAAUACCAGUACAGAUAUGGAACUAUUGCUGGCCUGUAAGGAGGAAUUCCACCGACGUCUACGUAUUUACAAUGCAUGGAAAUCGAGAAAUCAAAGCCAACAAGAGAACGAGACCCCAAGAGCACCAAAUGCUGUCUAUGCCAAUGCACAAAGUAGGUUUUUUCGAAGUUGGAGGUAUUCGGUGGAAAUAAGAUUGUACUAA